AUGGACUGUGAAGGGUGCGAAAGGAAGGUUCGAAAAUCGGUCGAUGGCAUGAAAGGCGUGAGCUCGGUGGAAGUUUCCCCGAAGCAGAGCAAGCUAACGGUAAUUGGCUAUGUCGACCCGCAUAAGGUUUUGGCUCGUGUGCUCCACCGAACGGGCAAAAAAGCCGAGUUUUGGCCGUAUGUGCCGUAUGAUGUGGUGGACCACCCGUAUGCACCGGGUGUAUACGACAAAAAGGCACCGGCUGGUUAUGUUCGGGACUCGGAGGAUCCUCGGGUUUUGCAACUUGCACGCGCGAGUUCGACUGAAGUUAGGUAUGUCACGGCUUUUAGCGACGAAAAUCCCACGGCUUGUAGGAUUGUGUGA
Messenger RNA from Striga asiatica, 363 nucleotides. The record is from the annotation of a GenBank genome assembly. NCBI's taxonomy places the organism in Eukaryota, Viridiplantae, Streptophyta, Magnoliopsida, Lamiales, Orobanchaceae.